Messenger RNA from Hypoxylon fragiforme, 2734 nucleotides. RefSeq lists its product as uncharacterized. The transcript is spliced from 4 exons. NCBI's taxonomy places the organism in Eukaryota, Fungi, Ascomycota, Sordariomycetes, Xylariales, Hypoxylaceae. The record is from RefSeq and is a predicted model, not a curated record. Bases 480 to 2135 code for a protein of 551 amino acids.
CUUAGCUAUGGAACCUUGACACGUAUAAUAGGUCGCAAUUCGCCUUCAAGCGCCAAAGAUCCUCCUAGGUAGGCAUGCAAUACGACCCCUGACCGAGCGUUGGCCAAUGAGCGGCGUUACCAACAGAGGUGAAUACACCGUCACGAUAUGACCUAUUAGUACUUAGUCUCACAGUUUCUUGGGCUACGUGAUCUUAAUCUAAUCGAGACCCCAUGUGGCAGGGUAGCCCUAGUCUAUGAUCGUGGGCUGUUCUGUCAAACACAUCAGGAAGGCUGCCUACUUAGUAAUUAGAAAGUCAGCUCGAUGUUGGUACUUAACCAUUGCCUACCUAGUAUGUACUUAAACUAUUGUAUUAUACGUUGGAUAAAUUUUGAAUAUAUAUCCCCGAGGUUCGAACAACGUUUAAAAGAAAUAACUCUCGCAAAGUCGUCCUUUUUUCUUUUUGUUUCCUAGACAAAUGUGGUAGUAGCACCACUGAAAUGAUGCGAUAUCCUCUGAUCACAAAGCGUUUCAUUUCAUGCACUACGGUCACCCUAUUUGUUCUCACUUUUCUAACAUACCCAUCGUCCUUCUCGUUCCGCAACUCACUAUCUUGGGUAUCAUCUGCUGCCACAAGGACAGAUACGUGCCAAAUAUGGCCCGGUUCACACGACUCGGAUUCAGAGCAGUCGUCGUAUGAGAAAUGCUCCGGGAAAGUUAACUUGCCUAUGGUGGGGGAUUCCUCUGUCUUGGGGGACCCGGAGCGGUGUUCAGUAGCCAGUUCCCGACUCGACCCGUACCAGACAUCCCCUGGCCGUAACUGGUCCGAAGUGAAAUGGGGCCACGUACAAAGACGAUGCGCUGCAAGGGAGUAUAAGCUGUCACCCCUCGAAAACCAGAUACGGCGAAUCUGGCACCUCCCCGUGGAGGCGGAGACCGCACUAAGGCUAGAAGGAAGCAAGGGCAGGACUGCGGUCGUGUUAAGGACAUGGGAUAACUACGAGUACACCGAGAAGAGGCUUGCGUGGCUCCGCGCCCUUAUCGCCGAGGCUUCGCUCCAGCGUGCCGGCGCUUACCAAGUAUUCCUCCUCGUCAAUGUCAAGAACCCCGAAAUUCGCCUCGAAGAAGACGUCGCUGCCUAUGAACAGGCUCUGCGCGAAUUCGUCCCGGAAGAGUUUCGGGACAUGGCUAUUCUGUUUAACGAGAGGACGCUGGAAGCAUGGUAUCCCCUGGUGCAAGAACAUGGAGCACAGGACCAGAUGUACCAGGCCCUGCAAAUAUUCUCCCGCAAAUUCAAGCAGUUCGACUACAUCUGGCAGCUAGAGAUGGACCUGCGCUUCACGGGCCACGUCCACGACACCCUCGAAUCCACCGCCACCUUCGCCCGCGCCCAAAGGCGGCGCAACCUCUGGGAGCGCAACGGCCGCUUCUACAUCCCCCAGCUCCACGACCACUCUUACGAAAACUUCUCCGCCACCGUCGAUGCGGAAAUCGGGGACACGGGGAUCUGGGGGCCAGCGGCCACUGACGAUUUCACACCUUAUGAACAAAACCCACCCCCCCGCACCAAGCUCACCUGGGGCCUCAACUCCGAGCCCGACCUAAUCAGCCUGAUGCCCAUGAUCGACCCGAUCGGCACAGGCUGGGUAUACGAGGACGCGAUCCACGGCUUCGCCUCGGGCGCAUCCACCCCGCGGCGCGCCGCCAUCGUCAGCAUCACGCGCUCUUCCCGGCGACUCCUCCGCCUCGUCGACGCGGCGCAGCGCGAGCACGGGCGCUCGGUCGUCAGCGAGGCGACGCUGGAGACGUUCGCGCUGCUGCACGGGCUCAAGGCGGUGGCGGUGCCGCAGCCGAUAUACUUCGGCGUUAACAACAACAACAAUGACAACAACAAGGACGGGGAUGGGAAGGGGCAAAGGGGGGAGGAGAUGCGCGCGGCGCGGCAGCUUGCCGGGGAGCUCAACAGGGGCCCGCCGCACUCGAGGGCGGGCGGGGCGACGCCGUCGAUGUUGUACGCGAAGACGGGGUGGGUGCAGGGCCCCUGGUGGGAGGCGAGCUACUGGUUCACGGGCGGCGGCGCGGAGAAGCUGUGGAAGAAGUAUUUGGAGGGGCGGAGGCUACCGCCGAUGUUGUUGCAUCCUGUUAAGGAGAAGUAACUGCAUAGUGGUGUGUGUAGGUUAGGUAGGUAACUGGCUGUGUGUAUGUUUGAUAGCCUUUGUUUAGGGGUUUAGGGGGGGGUUGGGGGCGGGUCGGGCGUUUGGCUAUGGCGUUAUUACAUAGUUAAAAGGUACCUACAUACACGGCUUUACUUCACGGCUUCCUACAUUUAGAUAGAUAAGAGCCGCAUUUGAAAUGAAAAGAUAAGGGGGGCUGCUGCCAGGGGUAACCGGGAGGCGCAUGAUUCUGCCAAUUAGAUUUGGCCUAGGGCCUGUUGAUUUUCUAGGCGCGAGAUGUGCUUGGCCAACUUACCGCCGUAGAAUAAAGCCCUGUACCUACUAAUGUAUCGGUGAUAAUGUUGGAUGACCAUUUGCCGAUGGACCUAGCGUUUCUGUCGGGCCGGAUCGUGUCUAAAAGCGGCUGCUUCCCGAACAAACCUUGGAUUGGAUACUAUCUUCGUAUCUUGGUAUGGGGAGAUCUAGUAUGCGGGGAACAACGUCGGUUUAUACGAUCCGCACCAAUGUGCAUGUCCAAUCGCCCUCACUUAUGUCGCUUUCUAAAAUUCAAUGCUCUAUUUAACCAGGGCUAUGAGCUACAC